Messenger RNA from Mesocricetus auratus (golden hamster), 1310 nucleotides. RefSeq names its product coordinator of PRMT5 and differentiation stimulator (gene Coprs). The record is from RefSeq and is a predicted model, not a curated record. NCBI's taxonomy places the organism in Eukaryota, Metazoa, Chordata, Mammalia, Rodentia, Cricetidae. Gene Ontology annotation, cellular component: nucleus. Gene Ontology annotation, molecular function: histone binding. The transcript is spliced from 4 exons. The coding region runs from base 502 to 1065 and encodes 187 amino acids.
GUCCACCUCUACAGCGAGCUUGACUGUAGGCUUUCUGUUUACCAGAAGGCAUCCCUUGUGCCUGACACAACGUAUAUGCUAAUUGGGUGCAUGAAUGGAAUGCUUGCUUGAGCAUCCAAGAAGGAACUUGCAGCAGCGCUAGCAAGAGAUUCGCAAAGGAAAUUAGUUUUGCAGAGGAGGAGGGCAUUAAUUUUGUUAGAGAGGGCGGUGGCCCUCCAAAGGCCUGGAGGUCAGAAAUGGAGCGAUGUUGCCUCUCACGUUCACCGACUUGCUUGAACAUAGUAUAUCUCUUCCGGUACAAGGCCUGCCCCAGGGCCCAAGCUCUAGGGUCAUAGGAAAAGGCUGCAUUGCAGCCUUUUGCUCCAACACCUUGGGGGACAGCAGUGAAUUGUGGUUAUGGUUCAUCACUGACCAAGGAGGUGGAAUUGAAUCAUUAAAGGGCCAGCAUGACUGGAUAAUGAAUGCUAACUAGGCCGUGUGCUAAGUACAGGUAGGAAUGUGAUGAAAAGGUCGUGUAAGACUGGAGACAUGGCGAUGGUUUGGUUCCCAGCACCCACAAUAGGUGGCUCAGAGCCACCUCCCUCUCCAAGGGCUCCAACACCUCCUCUGCCUACAUUCACACAGCAAAUGUAUGCUGGCUUUGCCGCAGCUGACCUCUCUGGCCGGGAGACAGAGCCUGAGAUGCCCAUGGAUCGACUAGCCAGUGGAGCCCAGAGCAUUCCUGCCCACGACGAGGGCCCGAGUUUGGAAGAGGACAGCUUUGCUGAGGAGAAGGAAGCCGAUGGGGAGCUGUACGCCUGGGAGCUGUCAGAAGGUCCACCCGUGGAACAGGCUGCUGACCUUUUCAGUGAGGACUGGGACCUGGAGCUGAGAGCAGACCAAGGGAACCCUUACGAUGCUGAUGACAUCCAGGGGAGCAUUUCUCAAGAGAUUAAACCCUGGGUGUGCUGUGCCCCACAAGGAGACAUGAUGUAUGACCCCAGUUGGCACCAUCCACCUCCACUGAUACCGCAUUAUUCUAAGAUGGUCUUUGAAACAGGACAGUUUGAUGAUGCUGAAGACUAAACGGGUCACUUUUCAGCCUUGUGGGAGCUCCUGUGUUCUCAAGACUUGUCUCCUGUGUCUUCGGUGGGAUGGCCUAUUGGAGGCACUGUUCCCAGUGUCCCUCAGUGUGGGCCACAGGCAGCUGUAAUGGGUCCUGUCGCUCUCCCAUUUUGUUGUUUCUGUUGUUAGUGGACUUCGGAGUGUGUUGGCAUUUUUUGUCUGUGUCAAAGUUGUGUUCUUUAUAAAUAAAGGAAGGAAAAAAAUAA